GCAACGGGGUGAGGGGCGUCGAUGAGAUGCUCCUGGUGCCUCCCUCCGAGUGGGAGGGGGAGAGGGGAGUCAGCGGCGAGCCGGACGGGGCGAGGGGCGUCGAUGAGAUGCCCCCGGCGCUUCCCUCCGGGCGGGAGGAGGAGAGGGGCGUUGGCGACGAGGCGGGUGUCGGCGGCGAGAUGGUCUCUGGCGGGUGUGAUGAGGCGGGCAGCUUAGGCGUGAAGCGUGCGUUCGUCGAGGUAUUCGCCGGGGCGCUCUUCUCUCCGACGGUGAUGCUCAACUACGGCCGCAGCUUGAUCGAGCCCGAGUUCCACUGGUGGGAUCGCAUCGACAAGGUUAAUGGAUCACCCUGGGAACGAUUUUGAGGGCAUUAUGCCAGCUACUUUGAUGGCAAUGGAUUAUGGAAUGGCAAACUAACAGGGCACAUCGCACAACUGGUAUAAAUGUGUUGAUAUGUUGCAUUUCAAGGCAGUUUCACUCAUAAAUACUACAAAGGUUUACAAAAUGUUCACACAGUAUUUGGUUCAUAUCACCAUUGUUUCAUGUUCGAUUGACUGGUGCGGUUCUCUU
Messenger RNA from Triticum aestivum (bread wheat), 570 nucleotides. RefSeq names its product phosphatidylglycerophosphate phosphatase PTPMT1. Lineage: Eukaryota; Viridiplantae; Streptophyta; Magnoliopsida; Poales; Poaceae. The transcript has 2 exons. The record is from RefSeq and is a predicted model, not a curated record. Bases 27 to 365 code for a protein of 112 amino acids.